GGUUCAGAUCAAUUCUGAUCCCUGGAUCACCCCAAAUCACCUUUCCCGGAUAUCGGAUCUUAGGCGUGUACCUGCGUGUGCUCGCGCCCCCGCAGGCCCCGCGGGCUAAGUUGGGCUAGGGUUCUCUUCAUCGAGGGGUUUCAUAGUUUUCAUGCAGUCAUGCAUGUACCUAUCCAUGUUCACCUUCUGAAAACAAGGCCGCCUAAUCAUGAUGGAGGGUGUAGUAGGCAGUUCUCCGAAAUCCAAAACGGCAUGAUCACAGUAACAGUUACAUUUACAUAAGAAAUUCGGGCUGGUUCGUUAGCGUUCGCCGCUUUCUUGCAGAAAAAGAGUAGGAAGUAUACAGAUUGUUGGGUAGUUGAUAAGUAGAAGGAUCACAAACACGAUGGUUUCGCUUUCGUCCUCUACGAAUUUCUGCUUGUUUCCUUUGCUCGGCUCCACGAUGGCAGUACCGAUAAACGUUGACACAACGUUGGGGUUCCUGUCUCAUGCAGUUGUACUUUGCUGUAUAUUAUACGGAGCGGGAUGCAUGCAGGCAUGGUUUUACUAUCGCAAAUAUAGUAAAAGGGAUAGCUGGACUGUUCAAACUUUGGUGGCGGCAGUCAUCAUAUGCGACACAUGUCAGAUUGGAUUUCUCUACGCUGCUGUUUAUAACUACACUGUGACCAAUCAAGGAAACCCCCUGGCACUGGCAAAGCUAGAUCCCAAUCUAAUCAUCGAGCUGAUAUUUAGUGGAAUGAUUGCGUUUCUAGUACAGCAUUUUUACUGUUAUCGCAUUUACGCACUGAGCAAAAGCCGGUUGCUUUCGGGUUUCGUGUCUUUGACUAGUUUAGGCUCUUUAGUAACGCUCUAUUACUUCAUCGGCGUUGUACUUAGUCAAUAUACAGAGUUAGCCCAGUUAGCUUUGUUGGACAAUGUCUCUAUCGUCACCAAUGUACUCGGGAUUGUGUCCGAUCUCGCCAUCACUUUCCUUAUGAUAUUCCUUCUACAAAGGUCGAAAACGGGCUUCAAAAAUACGACUGAUGUUCUCAAUAGACUAAUCGUGUUUACGUUCAACACUGGCAUACCGACUUCACUAUGCUCCAUCGUGACUUUAAUUCUGCUCGAAGGCGUGCCUGGAACAUUUAUCUAUAUCUUUGUUUAUGUCUCCAUGGGUCGAUUUUACACCAACUGUUUGCUUGUGACGUUGAACUCGAGGGAUUACAUCCGUCAAGGUCUCAACUCCGACCUCACGUCCACCAAUGAGAAUUAUGCCCUGUCCAUUCCCAAUAACGCGCUAGAAUCCAGGCUGGAGUUCGCAGGAACUAACUCAACAACGGACGGUAUAAGUAUCAGAGUUGACAGAGAUAUUCAUACCAGUAGUGCAAAGCAUCGACGAGGAGACUCUCUGGACCUGCCGUGAAUUAAUAUGAAGACCGACGAACAUUUCUCAUGGAGGCGGUCUCUCUUAUUUGCUAGCAAGUUGCCGAGAUUUUGCGGUACGGAGCCAUGCGAGAUUUUUUUCACGAUUUUUCGGUCAAGCCAGACCCUCCCAGACCGACCUUGUAAUUAACUAUAUUGAAUAUUGAACCCGAUAAUAUCAGAUGAACCAAACUGACAGAAUCAAACAACCCUGCAUGUAGGGAUACAUAC
This is a messenger RNA of Lentinula edodes (shiitake mushroom), 1632 nucleotides long. RefSeq lists its product as uncharacterized. NCBI's taxonomy places the organism in Eukaryota, Fungi, Basidiomycota, Agaricomycetes, Agaricales, Omphalotaceae. The record is from RefSeq and is a predicted model, not a curated record. The transcript has 26 exons. The coding region runs from base 386 to 1402 and encodes 338 amino acids.